Molecule: messenger RNA, 1750 nt
Organism: Diospyros lotus (date-plum)
Lineage: Eukaryota; Viridiplantae; Streptophyta; Magnoliopsida; Ericales; Ebenaceae
Product: tryptophan aminotransferase-related protein 4-like
Exons: 5
Coding region: 71-1441 (456 amino acids)
Biological process (GO): amino acid metabolic process
Molecular function (GO): carbon-sulfur lyase activity; transaminase activity
Source: RefSeq, a predicted model, not a curated record
GCAUUUUCUUUUCUUCUCUCUCUUUCUGAAUCUCAGGAAUCCGACAAGAAGACACUGAGGGUGGCCGAAUAUGAAGAAGAGCUCCAUCUACGGGGCGGGCCUGGCCUGUUCUGUGGCUGUUAAUCUCUUCUUCUUGGUGAAUCUGUAUGUGGGCGCCAGCCGGAAGCAGCCAGGCUGGAGCCAGAGGGCGGCGGCGGAGGCGGAGGUGGUGGCCGGAGUUUCAUGCUCCGGCCAUGGAAGAGCCUUCUUAGAUGGGCCGGUGGUUGAUGGCAAGCAUGUCUGUGAGUGUAACUCUUGCUAUGGAGGCCCUGAUUGCUCUCUCUUCUUGCCUGAAUGCCUUGCAAAUGCAGAUGGGGGAGACCCCCUGUUCUUGGAGCCCUUCUGGGUGCAGCACGCAGCCAGCAGUGCGGUGUUGGUGUCAGGAUGGCACCGUAUGAGCUAUUCGUUUGGCGAUCUCUCUACGAUUUCGAGCGAGCUCGAGAAGCUCAUUCGCAGAGUGCAUGCAAUAGCCAAGAACGCUGUCACAGAAGGAAGACACAUCGUCUUUGGGGUUGGCUCAACCCAACUUCUCAGUGCUGCAGUUUAUGCCCUUUCCCCUGAGAAUUCAUCUUCUCCUGCAAGAGUUGUGGCUGCAGCCCCUUAUUACCCGCUUUAUGAAAUCCAAACAGAGUACUUCAGAUCGGUUGAUUUUAGGUUCGAGGGAGACGCAAAUUUGUGGAAGAACUCAUCAGACAUGGCAGCUGCAAACGUGAUUGAGUUUGUGACUUCGCCAAAUAACCCUGACUGCCAGUUGAACAAGGCUGUUCUGCAAGGCCCACUAGUGAAGACAAUUCAUGAUCAUGCCUAUUACUGGCCCCAUUUCACAGCAAUUCCAGCUCCGGCAGAUGAAGACCUCAUGAUUUUUACCACCUCUAAGCUCACCGGCCAUGCUGGCAGCAGACUUGGAUGGGCAGUGAUUAAGGAUGAGGCAGUUUACCAGAGGAUGCUGCAGUACAUAGAAACGUCUGAACUGGGGGUUUCAAGGGAUACUCAGUUAAGGGCUCUGAAGCUUCUGAAAGCAGUACUAGAAGGGGAUGGAAGGGAAAUAUUUGAAUUUGCUUACAGAAAAAUGAGCACUCGAUGGGAGAAGCUUAGAAGAGCAUUGUCCACUUCAACGCGUUUUUCCCUGCAGCCCACUGCACCUCAGUACUGCACUUUCUUCCAAGAAGUCCGGGGGCCGUCUCCAGCUUAUGCAUGGUUGAAGUGUGAAAGGGAAGAGGAGGAUGACUGCAGUGCAGUCCUCCAUGCGGCCAAUAUCUUGGGCCGGGAAGGUAAAAAGUACGGUGUCGAAAAUAGACAUACACGCCUCAGCCUCCUCAGGAGCCAAGAUGAUUUCGACCUGUUAUUGAGCCGAUUAACCAACUUAGUCUCUGGGGAAGACGGUGCUAAAUCCAGUAUGUGAAGAAAUGAAGAUGGUUGCUCUUAAUCAUUCAUCCGUUGAUUGCAAGCAGCCCAAAUAACUUUGUUUUCAACUCAACAAAUCAGCCUCCGAUGGAAAGAUGGCUGCUAAACUAGUAUGUGAAGAAAUGAAGAUCUUAAUCAACCAUCUGUUGAUUGGAAGCAGCUCAAAUAACCUUGUUUGUCAACUCGAUGCAAUGUACUGUAUUGUAUUGUCAUCAUGUCUAGGGUGGCAUCCACCCAUCAAUUAUAUAUCAAAAUAAAAUUCCCAGCUUGCUUGUAACAUAUGAAAUCAAUUUGGGGACAUUUUCUA